Microbotryum saponariae is the source of this 2244-nucleotide messenger RNA. NCBI's taxonomy places the organism in Eukaryota, Fungi, Basidiomycota, Microbotryomycetes, Microbotryales, Microbotryaceae. The record is from the annotation of a GenBank genome assembly.
AUGAUCGGAGUCCAAGCAGCGAUGGGCCACGGCUCGCAGAUCGACCAGGCUGUGUAUCACGGGUGGCCUCAAGCCGUGCAGCGCAUGCAGAGGCUGGCCGAAAUCGAGUUGGCCGAAAUCGCCGGCGAUGUCGACUACAUUGCGCCUUAUCUUCCUGAACAACAUGUGAGCCCUUCGGGUGUGCCAGUGUCUACAGAGGUGCGAGGCAGCUGACAUCUCGCUUUUUGAAUCCUAACAGCGCCUGUUCCACACGAGCAACAUCAGCUUCCUCCCUCUGACGACCAAAGCCGCUGACGGAAGGGUAUGGACCAGUCUACUCGCCGGACAAGACGGAGUGCCAGGUUUCAUCAGCUCCGAUGAUCCACGUUGGAUCGAGAUCAAGGCGCAGACGUGGCCAGGCGAACCGAUCGCUCGUACGCUCGGCUCGGAGCUGGAAACUUCUUCCGCCGUCAAAUCGGUCGAAACCUUGGUUGCUGGUGUUGGCAUCGAGCUUUGGUAACGAAGGCGCAACAAGCUUGCUGGGAUGGCCAAGAACGUGAGGUGGAAUGACAAGGAGGUGAUCAUUGAUAUUCGAGUGAUGGAAGCCAUGGGGUAAGUUUUAAGAUCGGGCCCGCGCGGAUUGCAGACGUUGAAGCCGCAAUAGUCCCACUGACGAGUUGAAUGGUCUCUUCAAUAAUCAGGAACUGCCCCAAGUACGUCACAGCUCGCAAUCUGGAAUCCUACGCGCACGCCAAACUGUCGGUCCAACUCGAGAACCUUGACAUGUCACCGACGGACGUGCUUCCUCAAGCGGUUAUCGACUUUAUCAAGUCCCGCGACCAAGCGUUCCUCGGCACCAACUACAUUCCCACGGGCGCAACUGAUCGAACGCUUCCUCACAUGGGAUGCAAUAUCCGAGGUGGUCGACCAGGCUUCAUCCGUGUUCGAGCCGAUCAGCGAACGAUCGUCCUGCCAGAUUUCUCCGGCAACCGACACCUGACUUCGUUAGGCAACCUCUCGACGGAUAAACAUGCCGGAAUCGUCUUGUCGUGCUUCGAGACUGGGGACGUGCUGUACUUGACCACCGAAGGCCGCACGGUCGUGGGCGACGAAGCCAAGGCGGUCAUGCCCCGCGCGCGACCGAUCGUGUCCUUGUUCAAGGUCACGGGUUACACGCUCGUGCGCGAUGCCCUGCCGUUCCGCCAGUCCAGCAGGAGUGUCAUGGAACCGAGUCCGUACAACCCGCCGAUCCGCUACCUCGUGGAAGAACAAGAGUUCUCCGCUGCGAGCGACCUCACGGCCAAGCUUACGGCGAUUCAGUUCUACAACAGCAAGAAUGACGAUGGGGUUGAAGUCGACAAUCGGGAUGCCGAUCUGGCAACAUUCACCUUUGAGACUUCGAGUACGCUUAGAGUACAAGCUGGUCAAUAUGCCGUGUUAGACACCACCCCUUUAAUUGGCACGAUCGCGUAUAGGCAUAUGAGCAGAGGAGAUGAGGGGGCCCCGAACGAAGAUGGAGUCAGGACUUGGUGAGUUCGCAGAGCAGAUCGUCCGCAAUCGCGAUCAGAACACUUAUCGUGUGAUAUCUUUCCUUGCUGUCAUAGGACAAUCUCUCACCCGCCCACGCCGGACAAUCCGCGGCGCUUCUUACUGACGAUGCGACGAGUGGCGAUGGGCCGAGUGUCGUCGCGCUUCUUCUCAUUUGGCGCCUACUGGGACAGUAAGCUGCGCGAUAACAAGGGUACGAUUGUUCCCGGUCUCAAGCUCCCUCUUUUGGGUGUGGGAGGAACGUUCGUGUUGCCUUCGAAGCCGACGCCGUUGCUUCUACUCGCGGGUGGCGUAGGCGUGACCCCUUUCCUGGCUUUCCUCGGCGAGUUGAGCAGGCGCAAAGAUCCAGAGUCGUCCGCUCCGGUGUGGGAUGUCGAUUUGGUCGUCUCGACUCGUGAACCCAAGAUCAUGCUGGAUAUGAUCAGAGAAGCCAUGCCCGUUAGCGCAUCAACCACCUCGCUUCGACUGCGCGUGCUUCUCUGCACCUCGGACUCUGGUGAAACGAUCGACGCGGCCUCUGCACACCUCCCCUUGACCGUCAAGCUCGAACAGCACCCAGGCCGACUCGACGGCCAGGUUCUUCAACGCAUAAAAAAACUGGCCGAUCGUAAGGUGUACCUGUGUGGUCCUCCUUCGUUCGAAUCGGCGGCUUUGCUCGCACUGGAUCGGAACGGGGUCAAGGAGGUCGAUGUGACGCGCUCGUCGUUUGCUUUCUAG